Messenger RNA from Hyla sarda, 680 nucleotides. RefSeq names its product cocaine- and amphetamine-regulated transcript protein-like. Bases 28 to 351 code for a protein of 107 amino acids. Gene Ontology annotation, biological process: negative regulation of appetite; G protein-coupled receptor signaling pathway; positive regulation of MAPK cascade. Gene Ontology annotation, molecular function: neuropeptide hormone activity. The record is from RefSeq and is a predicted model, not a curated record. Lineage: Eukaryota; Metazoa; Chordata; Amphibia; Anura; Hylidae. The transcript is spliced from 3 exons.
AAAAGAGGGAUCCACUGGACCUGAACCAUGUUGAACGGUCGGCUUCCACUCAUCUAUGUCUCCGUGUCCCUAUUAAUGCUGCUUGUAUGCAGUGAGGAGACCAUUGGAGUUAGAUCAGUAGAAAUCUCUGACAACAAUAGCCAGGAAGAAAAGGAGCUGAUAGAAGCUUUACAGGAAGUUCUAGAGAAACUCAAAAGCAAACGGAUCCUUCCCCUGGACAAAAAACUAGGAUGGGUGCCUUCAUGUGAUGCUGGUGAACAAUGUGCAGUCAGAAAAGGAGCACGAAUUGGGAAGCUUUGUAAUUGUCCGAGAGGAACAUCUUGUAAUUUCUAUAUCCUCAAAUGUUUGUAAGGAGUCAAAGCAUCUGAUAUGAAGAGUAACACCAAUGGUAAAAAGAGAAGAAAGCAGAGAUGUUCCAAUUUGUCCAUUUUCACAUUCACUCAUGAUGUCCAUUAAAGGAGAAAAAAAAGUUCAUUUAGUGGAUCUCCAACACUAAUUUAAACCUUAACGGAUACACAGUAAAGACUUGUUCUCACAUUCUAAACUACUCCUCCUUUCUGUACUUGUAAUUGUUUUGUCCAUUGGUUUCCUAGUGAUCUUGAAAUAUUGGGGAUCAGCACUAAAUAUGUGUAAAGCUUUUGCUCUAUAACGUUUUUAAAAUAAAUAUAAGUACUGUAUAA